Aspergillus bombycis is the source of this 4140-nucleotide messenger RNA. RefSeq lists its product as uncharacterized. Gene Ontology annotation, biological process: protein autophosphorylation; autophagosome organization; autophagy. The coding region runs from base 1 to 4140 and encodes 1379 amino acids. The transcript is spliced from 2 exons. Gene Ontology annotation, molecular function: protein serine/threonine kinase activity; ATP binding; protein binding. The record is from RefSeq and is a predicted model, not a curated record. Lineage: Eukaryota; Fungi; Ascomycota; Eurotiomycetes; Eurotiales; Aspergillaceae. Gene Ontology annotation, cellular component: cytoplasm; autophagosome.
AUGGGACUAUUCCAAGGGGUCUUUGGGAAACGAGCAACACCGCCGACCGCGCCCCCUGUUGAUAUCGAGGAAUUGUUGGCUCGCUUAUGUCUGCCAGCAUCCGCGACCAACUCUGCUGCUAGUCGCCGAGUGAGUAUCCAACGAUGCAACGAAAUCAGCGAUAUCCUCCUCAACAAAGGCAAAGAUACUGGCGAUGAUCGACUACUCGCAUGGAGUGAACGACCGCGAAUAUACAUUGUUUUACGGAAUAUUCAGCGGUUGGAUCUGCUGGACUAUUUCGUCAAGGCCGAGUUGACGGACUUCCAUAUUCCGUUCAAUGAGGACACUCUGCCAAUCUUCCUGCGUGAGGAUGGCCUCCGAGAAUCAUUCCUGCAAUUUCAACAAUACGUGCUUUCCUCGGGGGCGAAGGGGUUGGAUAACCAUGGUGGACCCCACCUGAGCUUUGCGGGAAAUGCUCAGAGGUACUUUUACUACAAGGAGUCGCUGGGCCGGGGUGGAUAUGGAGAAGUCGACGCCGUCACCAGCCGAUUGAGUCUUCAAUCAUACGCGAGAAAACGCGUCCUACGUGGAGGAGAUACCACGACCAAUAAGAUAGGACAAGCGUCUCUAAUCCGGGAGUUAUCGUAUCUCAAAUCACUUUCUCACAUUCACCUCGUUCGAUAUGUUUCAUCAUACACUGACGAGAAGUAUAUUGCAUUCUUGAUGCAGCCCGUAGCCGACUGUGAUCUGGAGAAAUUGUUGAAGAACUUAGGCCGCAGCGGAAGGGGUGUUGAAUGUUUGCGACCAUUCUUCGGCUGUCUAACAGGAGCGAUUCAGUAUUUGCACGAGAACAAGAUCCGCCAUCGGGAUCUCAAGUCGCGGAACAUCCUCAUCAAGGAUGGCCGAGUCUUUGUGGCUGAUUUUGGAACCGCCUAUAGCUGGAAGGGCUCGAAACAAAGCACCACCAAUCAUCGCAAUGUCCCAUUCACGGCCGAGUACAUGGCGCCGGAGAUUGCGUUGCACCAGAGCCGUAGCACUGCCAGUGAUAUGUGGUCACUGGGCGUGGUGUUCCUGGAAAUGUCUACUGUGCUGUUGGGCAGCACAGUUCGGAAGAUGAAAUCUCAGCUACAUGCCUUUUCACAUCCCCGUGGAGCUGAGCCGUACCUGUGGGCUAAUCUUCCAGUGAUCGAUACAUGGAUUGAGGAGCUUAACAGCUGCGCAGCAGUGCGAGAUGAAAGCACCGAACCAUUAUCCUGGGUCCGAGAUCUGCUGCAAGAGAGACCAAAUAAACGCCCGAAAGCCGGAGACCUUAUGAAGCAGAUUCUUGAAUCUCCAUCUUUUCACGCAUUCUGUUGUGUUGACUGCUGGCCGGUAUACGAGCAACGCUCCUUUCUCUAUACCCAGCAACCCCAAGACAACGAUGCUUUCACCCCGGGGAACUCGGCGGACGUACAUGCCCAGCUCACUGCGUUACUCUAUCCCCCUGUCGACAAAGCCCGCGAACGGGAGAAAAACCAGACCAUUGAGAACUGGCUGGACGCUGUUGAUGACGAUGAUAUGAAUUUGACCUUUGAGAGCGUUAAUGGCACAGCAGAGUCUUCGGGUAUAGAGGUUCCUAUCCAAAUAGUGGAGGACAACUCGACGUAUUACUCUGCAGAGAGCUCCGACGAGGAAAGAAUGGUGCAUUUUGAUGGCCUAUCGAUCACCGGCAGUUACCAGUCGUUGGGUGACACCACCGAGUCGCAUAGCGGGCAGGCCGAUGGUGAGUCAGAGAGAACGAUCAUUCCGUCAGAAGACGACGCAGAAUCCGUUGAUGGCCUCACGGUCCAAGGUGAAGCGCACAAGCACGAAGCGGAUAUUGGCGCGGCAUACAUCCAUGGUUUCCAGUCACCGAAUAUAUGGCCACUUGAAGAACCUGAAUUCAAUGUUUGGGCGGAUGAUGGCCGGACUGACACAAUCACCCGAGGACCGGAGUUUCUAGCAGACAUGCUACCAUCUUCCAACACUGUUUGGGGAUACACUGAGUCGCUGGACUUGCCUCCGCCCCUUCCGUUGACAGAGGGAUCAAUUAGCAGUCCUUGCUACCAAGAACAGAGGGAGUUUGUUUCAACGAUGUUCAAUCCAGACGAAGGGUCUGCGGUAUCUUUGUCACCUGAGCAGGAAAUGACAACAGCUCCAAUCGAAUACAAAGUCUUGAUGGCACAAUCGACCAAGGUAGCCAAGCCUCAACCAUCGACUUCCACUGGUACUCAAGGCAAAUCUGAAACUGCUUCGCUUACUACCGGGUGUGAAUACGACGCGACUUUGGCAUUGUCGAGGGAGACUACACCAUAUGAAGGAGAAUCUGGAUGUGAAAGCACUGAGGGCGCUCUGAAUGAACGGGUAUGGACGACCGAUAGUGACAGAUCUUCUUUGAACCAGAAAGGUUAUGCAAACGUCGAAGGGGUACAGGAAAAUGCAUCGCAAAGAGCACCAAAGUCUGAGGCAGACCUUCUUCAAGGACCUAGAUCUGAAAAGACACAGUCUGAUAAGCCCUCAGAUCAGGCAGUAUGGACAAAGGAGGGAUCUGAAAAAGCGAAGUCAGCAGCUGUAGAGGAGGUGCAGAAAUCACUACCACCACCGAAAAAGAAAAGUCCAUCCAGCAAAGAACAGGUCGAUGAAAGCGCGUUAAUAGGAAAGCUGCAGAGCGGCACAACAAAAUCCGAAUCCCAAAUGGAAGAAAAGCCUGAGAGACUUUCCAUCCAAGAAGAGAAACCACGGGCAGAGGAGGGAAAGCAGGACCUACAAAUGGGGAAGCCACAUUCCCUAGAAAAUCCUCAGACAAACGGAGCUUCACCUGAGACCUCUAGCCUAGAGCCUAGCAAGCUAAGAGUUCAAGAAGUGGAAAAAGUACCACCGACCAACGAUCCGCACAAUGAUCUCGCAAAGCCCAAACCGCGUACGGAAACUGAGCCAUCUAAUAUAUCGAGCUCCAACAUGAAGUCGGGUUUUAAAAACACAGAAAGUCAAGCAUCAUCAACCGAGGAGCAGUCGGCCGAAGCCCGCUCCAAAAAACGCUCUAUGUCUCUCCACAAACAGGCGCUCCUAUCAAGCGUAACACAGGCGACCAUGAAGAAAGACCCACCGACAUCUGCCUUCAGUCCGGAGGUGUAUAUGACCACGACCUGGGAGGCCGCUUCGACGCAGGACACCAGAAUUGUCCCAGUCAACCGCAGCAAACUGAGGUGGUGGAAAUGGUUAGAUAGAGACCAGCAUAUUCUAGAGAGCCUAUGUGCCGAGGGGGCCGUACAAGCAGUGCGAAUCCUGCUGAAGGAUGGAUGCAAUCCAGGAACGGAGCUCAAGCCCCGACCAGCACCUCUACUCCUAGCCAUCCAGGGAGGUACAUAUCAGCAUUACAAAUGCGUCCAAGCACUAAUCAAUCACGGUGUCAACUUGAACAUCGUUGAGCGAAAGACCGGACGCACUGCAUUGCAAAUCGCAAUCGAACAACCCUUUUUUGCCGGCCAUACAAGUCUCGUCCGAGAUCUGAUCCAGGGGGGAGCUGACACAAACAAGCCUGAUCAUACUGGCAAACGACCGAUUUUGAGUGUUUUCGACAUCCAAAAGAACGAUGCCCUUGAAAAGCACCAACUAGAUGCGCUGGCAUGCCUUCUCGUCGGGGGCGAAGGGAAAGAGACCGAUGUCAAUGUCUACACCCCCCAUACGCACAACAGUCCUUUGCACCUUGCCAUACGACGACGGAGCCCCAUGGCCGUUGGUCUGUUGCUUUUCCGCGGCGUAUUAGUUAACGCCAAAAACCAAGCUGGUGCCACACCCCUCCUCCUGGCUGCAGCUCAAUGGGCUGGACACUUAGUCACGGAUCAGAAGACCAUUCUGGACCUCCUCCUCCAGGAGCCAAAUAUUAACUUGAAUGAGAUUGCCGGCGUACAGCGUCGAACCGCGCUCCAUCAAGCAGUUUUUCGCGCCUCUCCGACGGCUGUAAGAAUGCUUCUUGAGAAAGGUGCUGAUAUUUCGAUUAAGGACUCCGAGGGUAAAACGGCGCAACAAUUGGCAUUGACGCUGGACUCGACCAAAUGGAACGACGAAAAGGCCCAGAUUGUCCAGCUUUUAGAUAAACGAAAAGCCAGACAUAAGACGAUGUACCAUCAUGUUCGACACUAA